AGAGCUCACGUCUCGAUGAUCCUUAUCGUUGGCCAAGGUCAGUUAAUUUUUCAUCGGCGAAGCCAGAUUUGCUUUUUUCCGUCGCGUUAGCACAAGAACGGCUCCAGCUUCCGAGUGCUGAAGCCAGAGCAGAACAAGCUCUUUGAGAAGCUAUGGGCGCCUAUGCUAAUCGGGCCUAAUAAUAGUUCUCGGCGCGUUUCCUACCGUCUCGCACUUGCUCCUCCUGUGACAGCGAAGGCGACGAGAUACUUCGGUCAUUUCAACUCAAAGCUUUAAGCAAGUAAAGCAUUCUUAUGCUUUGAACCUUAGGAAAGAAUAUAUUAAUCAUCUUGGAAUAAAGAAAGCACCUUCUUGAAUUGUGAAUUUGGAUCGUCAUUGUCUCAAAUCAGCACCACAUUUUGAUGAGUUUGCUUGAGAGGGCAGGGCGGCGUCUCAAUGUCUCAUGCAAGUGAAACUGGGCACCUUGGCCCCCAUCACCGGAAAGAUAUUCCAAUGCCUAAACAAACAUGCUUGCCUCAUUGCUUAGCACAAAAGUUGGCAAAUCUCAUCCAUCUCAUCUCCCAGCUCCCCCAUCCCAUCAUCUUCUACUGAAAAAACCAGGAGAAGUGGCCAUCGCAUGGCAUGACACACAACUUUGUCCAUCCCUUUUACUCUGGCAUCCAGCCUCUGUGACCUGGACGAGCUACCGGCGCGUGGAGCCCAGAAAGAACGGAGUGUCAUUCUCUUACGCCACUGUGACCGCCCUCAACCCCCCCCAAAGCCAAUGAAAGGCGGUUUAGUCGCUUCCUACCUCACUUGGUGAUCGUUCUCUCUUUCCGGUUGAUGGUUGGCGCUGUUUAUUUUUAGCAUUAAAAAACAUGGAUAAAUCGGUUGGACUACCAGACUAGGCUAAACCUUGCCUUAGUUUAAUGGAUUGCUGGGGAUGUUAGUUAAUGUGACCGAAUUUAUGGGACGGAAUUGAACCUAGACUGCACACUGCAGUGCAGUCCAAGCUGUACCCAUUUAUCUUAUCCCGGUCGGUGCAUUGGUGGAUCACCACAUUGCCAAAUGUGUUCAUCUUCCUUAGGGGAGAAGACUUGCUCCCAAAAGCACGCCUUACCUUUGGGUGCAUGUGGUGGAGACCAGAUAUUGGGUUACACGGCUGGACAUGAUGCCUAGGUUUUUUUUUUUUUUUGCGUACAACGUCAGGUGUGGUUGGGAUCACGGAUUCAACUGGCAUGCCCCAUAGUUACACUUACAUCUGCAUUGAUUUGUGGUUUAGCAGCAAUUUUAUGCUGUUGUUAGUGGCAGCUGACAAUAAUCUGGGGGGUACGAGUGUUGAAGUGGAUUCUGUGGUCCUCGGAAGAUUAGGCCUACAGCUGCCAGAUCGAUCUUCAUACUAGAAUCGCUUUGCCGAAACGCUUGCUUUUGCAUGAUUCACGUUGCUUCUUCGAGGACACCAACGCUGCCCCCCCCCCCCCCCCCCCCCCCCCCCCCACACACACACACACAAAAAAGACAAAGCUUCAAAGCCACUCCUAUAGUAGUUUGAGGAGCUGAGCAUCAUCAUAGGGGGCACUUGCAUGGUUUUGUUUGGACAAGGCCUGCAUAUACAUUGCUUCACUCCAUGCCCAUGAUUCUCCCUUUCCGCUACUAGAGAGCAGGGUAUAUCGUGUUGGUUAGCAUCGGUGCAAAAGUGGUUUAAGCUGCAAACAAUCGACUUUUCGUAUCUUUAAACGUAACAUUAGUCGGUUGUAACAGCUCUGCUCUCUCUCUCUCUCGGAUUUGUGAGCUUCCAGUUACCUGAAAGAUAGCAACAGCAACACGCAAGCCAGCUUUGGCAACAAACCAUUGUAUCCCUACUCGGAGUAGAGAUGGCAAUGGGUACCCGCUACCCGAAACCCGUUGGGUUUUUGCUCUAUUAGGGUAUGAGUUUGGGUCAAUUUCUCUACCCAUGGGUUUGUUAAUGGAUUCAAAUGGAAACCCAACGGGUACGUGGGUACGGGUUCGUUCUUCCACUACCCAUACCCGCAAACCCAUGGGUUUUUAAAACCCGCCUUAAAAUCAACAUUCCUUAUAAAUAUGUCUCAUAAUAUUAUUAAUUAAAUAUGUUCUAAUUGAAAUAAACUUCAUGUAACAAAUUUUAGGCUAAAAUUAGUUAUCACUUGUUCCUUUUAUGCUAGCUUAUUAAUGUAUUGAUUGUCAUUUACAUGAUGAAUUAUUUUUUAUGUUGAUGUUAGUGGGUAUGGGAAACCCGUUGGGUACCCGAAACCCGCAUGGGUAUGGGUUUGGGCAAAAUUUCAUACCCGUCAUGGGUAUGAGUUUUUUAGCGGGCGUAUUUUUUCUUCGCGGGUAUGGGUUUGGGCACGUAAUACCCAGCGGGUUUUUACCCAUUGCCAUCUGGGACUCGGAGGCCUGGAAAAUGUGAGUUUUAUUAUACGGGAGACAAUACGGUCCACUAAUGUGCCGUUUGGAUUGGAUUGGAUUGCCUAUCAAUCUAUCAUGAUAGGAGGCAGGCUCUAUCCGGUUCACUAGUAGAUGGGGAAACUCUGCCGUUUGCACCGGAUUACUCCAGCAACUUAUUCAUUCUCAUAUCUAUAUUUAAACUCUAAUCUGUAAAUAGUGCUGUCCACACUAUAUAAUAGUGUAAAACAGUAUAUAUAGGUAAACUUUGGAUAAUCCGCUGAUAGAAAGUAGGCUCUUGGUUUGUGGCGAUCGUUCAUCAUGGAUCAGUGUUGGGUGUGGCCGUGUGGGACGCGACGGCGUGCACCUAGUACAGAUUCCAAGCACUUCUCCCGUUGCUCUGCCCGAGACCUGUCUGACUGUAAGGUGGUAAGAUAGGGUACGAAUGUCUGGCCCGUGUGGGGCGUACCUUCCCGUCUGCAACGGCGGUGCGUGGGUGCCGUGUCAGCGCACUCGGUUUCGCCGUGCGGUGCGGCGGCGGCUUGCCGAAUGGCUCACUCAACCCGGGGGCCCGCCUCGCGGCGCACAUGCACCGACUCCUUGACACGGGAGCAAGGGCACUUGGAUACGGUAGCAGCCACGGCCACGCUUCCGCACCGCGUCUGAUGCCCCGUGAUCACGUGGCAGGCACGGGGAAUACUCCUUUUUCUCAGCAAUAUUUUUUGUCCUGACAGUGGCAGUAAUGGUGGUAAUCAUAGUGCAGCUGGUAAUCUCCAGAUUAUUCCUUGCAGUGUAAAAGGCUUGGCUGCCAGCGAGGCCGGAUCCCGCGGCUUGUGUGCACAGCAGCCUCCAUGCCUUCAGCUGGUGAUCCGAGCGCCGUUGCCCGGAAGAGGAACCCCACAAAAUAAAACUGCCCCACCCAUCAGCCCAUCACCCAACCCAACCACCUCACCAGCUUUUUAUAUACCCGCGCACCCCGGCGCCAGCUACCCAUGUCAGACGACGCGCCAUCGCGCCUCCACCACCCCGACCCUGACCCCGAACUCGCCGUCGCAACAGGCCAAGACGCAGCAGUAGAAGCACCACCACCACCACCACCGGCACACGACCCCGGCGGCAGCGAGUGCCGGUUCUGCGAGAUGACGCGGCAGCACCAGCCGCAGUGCGCGCGGCGGCUGCCGAAGCGCAUCAUCCUGGUGCGGCACGGCGAGAGCCAGGGCAACCUGGACAUGUCGGCCUACACCACCACGCCCGACUACCGCAUCCCGCUGACGGCGCUGGGCGCGGAGCAGGCGCGCGCCGCGGGGCAGCGCAUCCGCGACGUGGUGGCGGGCAGCGGCAACUGGAAGGUCUACUUCUACGUGUCCCCCUACGCGCGCACCCGCGCCACGCUGCGCGAGAUCGGCCGCGCCUUCCCGCGGGACCGCGUCAUCGGCGCCCGCGAGGAGUGCCGCGUCCGGGAGCAGGACUUCGGCAACUUCCAGGUGGAGGAGCGCAUGCGCGCCGUCAAGGAGACGCGCCAGCGCUUCGGCCGCUUCUUCUUCCGCUUCCCAGAGGGCGAGUCCGCCGCCGACGUCUUCGACCGCGUCGCCAGCUUCCUUGAGUCGCUGUGGCGGGACAUCGACAUGGGGCGGCUGGACCAGGACCCCAGCUGCGAGACGAACCUGGUGAUCGUCUCCCACGGCCUCACCUCGCGGGUGUUCCUGAUGAAGUGGUUCAAGUGGACGGUGGCCCAGUUCGAGCGCCUCAACAACUUCGACAACUGCGAGUUCAGGGUCAUGCAGCUGGGCCCCGGCGGGGAGUACUCCCUCCUCGUCCACCACACCCAGGAGGAGCUCCAGCAGUGGGGCAUGUCGCCGGAGAUGAUCGCCGACCAGCAGUGGCGCGCCUCCGCCAACCGCCGCUGCUGGGCCGAGGAGUGCUCCUCCUUCAUCGACACCUUCUUCGAGGAGCCCUACGGCUCGUCGGAGACCUCCUCCUCGGACGAAGACGAAGCAGAGGACAAGGAGGAGGAGACCAAGCUGCUGGAGCAACUAUAACUGGUUUCAUCCACAUCCAAUCCACCCAUUCGCCUCGUCCUUUGAAAUUCUCUCCAUUGGAUUGGAUCUUAUACCAUGUGGGAAGAGCGGAGCAGUGAUGCUGCAUUCAGUCAUCGCUGAUCCCUCUCUUAUUCGAAAACAGUCUGUAGCAUGUUCAUAAUAGCUAUUAGCUAGAACUAGAAAUGAUUCGAGGGCAAUUUCAGAAAAUGCUAAAGAAACAUAUGCUGUAUCUCAAGGUUUUAGCUCUGACAUGAUUCUGUAUGUUCCUAGAUAUAAGAACGCAUACAUUCUCUAUUCAAAAUAAAAUGCUCAGAGGAGAUAAAUUUGUCUCGA
Molecule: messenger RNA, 4754 nt
Organism: Zea mays
Lineage: Eukaryota; Viridiplantae; Streptophyta; Magnoliopsida; Poales; Poaceae
Exons: 4
Coding region: 3375-4421 (348 amino acids)
Molecular function (GO): catalytic activity
Source: RefSeq, a predicted model, not a curated record